Bactrocera tryoni is the source of this 635-nucleotide messenger RNA. RefSeq lists its product as uncharacterized. The transcript is spliced from 3 exons. The coding region runs from base 47 to 484 and encodes 145 amino acids. Lineage: Eukaryota; Metazoa; Arthropoda; Insecta; Diptera; Tephritidae. The record is from RefSeq and is a predicted model, not a curated record.
UUAAAGCAAAGAGAAACAAAUCAAGGGUGCCAAAAAAUAAAAAAACAUGUCAUCUACAUUUGAAUUCGAAAAAGAAAAACUGCAAAAUUUAACUUUAGCUAAGAAUUUUUUCAAAUUUCUUAUAUUGCAAUUUCUACAUUUGUGCCAAAAAAUGUUUCCCACCAAAUUAUUUAGUAACGACUCUUUGCCAAGCCUGCAAGGUUCGCUCUUCUCACUCAAUUCUGUCUAUUCGAAUACCUUUAGUCCGACUGGCACACGAAUGGAACUGUAUCCACGUCGACGUCACACCGAGUUCUACUAUGACCCCCAACCGAUGGAGGAGUAUCAGAGUCGCGCCUGUGAGCAUCCGCAGGACAAAUUACAACACAAAGCACAUGGCUCGAAAUUUGACUUGGAACCCAUUAACGAGGAGUCGCCAAAGUUGCGCAUCAAUCCGCCGAAGAACUCGGAUAUGCGCAUGUUUCGUAACAGUUACUUCUCGUGAGCUCCCUGUACGAAUGACAAGUGGAGUAGAGCGUUUUUGUUGUGUUGUGGGGAGUUGAGUGCGUGCUCAGCGAGUAAGCGCUUUGUUUGUGUGCAACUGUAAAUCCUUUGAAGUGCUUUGAAAAAUAAAACACAAACAAUCUUUAAACUAA